Anguilla anguilla (European eel) is the source of this 817-nucleotide messenger RNA. RefSeq lists its product as uncharacterized. The transcript has a single exon. Lineage: Eukaryota; Metazoa; Chordata; Actinopteri; Anguilliformes; Anguillidae. The record is from RefSeq and is a predicted model, not a curated record. Bases 1 to 705 code for a protein of 234 amino acids.
AUGGGCCCGCCUGCAAACAGGGCCUGCCUGCAAACAGACAAAUUUUCCCUUGUGUCCGAUGUUUGGAACAAGUUUGUGCAGAACAGCAUCGCCUGCUACAAACCUGGAGCGAACAUUACAGUGAACGAGCAGUUGUUCCCCACGAAAGCUUGGUGCUGGUUCACCCAGUACGUGUCUAGCAAGCCAGAUAAAUCUGGCAUCAAAUCCUGGUUGGCUGCGGAUGUGGACAGCAAAUACAUGCUGAAUGGAUUCCCAUACUUGGGGAAAGAUGAAAGUCGACCACCAGGGCAGCGACUGGGCGAGAAUGUGGUCAUGAGGCUCAUGGAGCCUUUUCUUGGAAAAGGGAGGAAUGUCACCAUGGACAAUUUCUUCACCUCUGUGUCACUGGCAAAGAAACUGGUGAGCAACAGCAUGGUCGGCAUAAUCAACAAAAACCGGCGAGAGCUGCCCCCCUCCGCCCAACAACAAGGAGAGCUGUUCACGACAUCAGUGCUGAAACACGAGAGAGUCAUACUUACGGUGUACAGAUGCAAGCCAAGAAAAAACAUCUGUCUUCUCAGUACUUUGCACCCGACUGUGGCCAUCAACAACGACGCAAAGAGGAAACCCGAGACUGUGACGUACUACAACGCAACAAAGGUUGGAGUUGAAAUCUUAGACCAGAUGGCCAGGCUGUACUCCGUGAAAGGAGGCACUUGUCGAUAGCCCGUUGCGGUCUUUUACAACGUGCUGGACCUGGCUGUGAUCAAUGCCCAUGUCCUAUACAAGGCAUGCACAGGCGAGAAAAUUCCCCGAAGAGACUUCAUCCUGAAGCUUG